Messenger RNA from Notothenia coriiceps (black rockcod), 642 nucleotides. RefSeq names its product ectonucleotide pyrophosphatase/phosphodiesterase family member 2. The transcript is spliced from 5 exons. Gene Ontology annotation, molecular function: nucleic acid binding; hydrolase activity; metal ion binding. Lineage: Eukaryota; Metazoa; Chordata; Actinopteri; Perciformes; Nototheniidae. The coding region runs from base 145 to 555 and encodes 136 amino acids. The record is from RefSeq and is a predicted model, not a curated record.
CCAAUCUUUUUGCAGUCGCGUGUAAAAAGUAGGGGCCAGAGAGGUUUGAAAGUGACCCUUGUACGAGGCUAUAACCUGGAGCAUCUGUGGCUCUGUCUCUUACAGAACAAAGUGGAGGAGCUAAACCAGCGACUGAGGCAAGCUAUGGAUGACAGCAGGAACCUGCCGUACGGCCGCCCUGCUGUCCUCUUCAGAACCAAAUACUCCAUCCUGCACCACAGCGACUACAUCAGCGGCUACAGCGAGGCCCUGUCCAUGCCUCUGUGGACGUCAUACAGCGUCAGCAGACAGGUAGAAGUGUCCCCUCUGCCUGAAGCUCUGUUUAACUGCGUGCACGCUGACAGCAGAGUCCCCCCCACCUACAGUCAGUCGUGCACCAACUACAGAGCAGACAGACAGAUCACCUACGGCUUCCUGUACCCCCCCCAAUUGUCUUCAAGCAUAGAGAAAAAAUAUGAUGCUGUCCUCAUCACCAACACUGUGCCCAUGUAUCCUGCAUUCAAGAGAAUAUGGGGUUACUUCCAGAGAGCGCUGGUGAAGAGAUUAUGCCACUGAGAGAAAUGGAGUGAAUGUGCUCAUUGGACCCAUUUUUGACUACGAACUAUAAUGAUUGCGUCAGGGGGACUCUGCGGAGAAGAUAAA